This is a messenger RNA of Brassicogethes aeneus, 1190 nucleotides long. The record is from the annotation of a GenBank genome assembly. Lineage: Eukaryota; Metazoa; Arthropoda; Insecta; Coleoptera; Nitidulidae.
UACAACAUAUUUACUAAAUGUACUGGCACACGUGAGUGUGCAAACGUUGAGGUACUAGAAACCCAUCUUAGCGGCUUUAUUUGCUGUCGAAAAAAACUUUAGCACUUUACAGGUCCAUGGGUGAAACAACAAUGGCCGAUCGCCAAACAAAAUGCCGCGAUGACGUCACGCGCAGGCUCAUUUACGCGGGAAUUCGGAUUGAUCAAGAUUGCGAAAUCCAAGUAAAACGCUAUUAAUAUUUGUUCAGUGAUAAACCAGAGAUAUCUCUGGAUAAACCAAAUCACUGAAUGAUCAGGGUUUAUUUAAUUCAUUUGUUUAGUACAGUGUUUAGCGAUAAUUCAGUUUUUUAAAUCGUAGUUUUGUGUAAAUAUAGAGGAAUUAAUGUUUUAGUAUAUCCCCACUUAUAUUUUCACAUUCUUUAUGCUGUAUUUGGGAUAAUUAGGACGACUUUCUAAUUUGCCAAUAUGUCAAGUAAACAUCUUGCUACAGGCGAUUUCCUUCCAGAUUUAACCAAGGACAAAAUAACGCUAUUUUCUAUGCUGUUCUGUCCAUUUGCUCAGCGCGUGAGACUGAUUUUGGAGUACAAAGGAUUAGAUUACAAAGUCGUCAACGUAAAUCUUAAAAGUAAACCCGAUUGGUUGGUACAGUUGAACCCUAAGAGCGAGGUUCCGAUACUUUACAUAGAUGGCGCUUUUAUCAGCGGGAGUGUGGAAAUUUGCGAUUUUCUGGAUGAAAAAUAUCCAGAACCGAGUUUGUAUGCUAAUAUCGUCGACAAAAGUAAUGAAAGUAGCUUGGUGAGCAAUGUAAGUCCGCUUAUUGCACUGUAUUACAAGGCUGCAUGGAAAAAGGAUGAUAAAUCUUUUGAAGAACAUAUGAAUGGAAUGAAGCCACAUCUGGAAGAACUAGAAAAUAAGUUGAAGGAUAGCGAUUUUCUUGGAGGCAAUUCUCCAAAAUUUGCGGAUUUUAUGAUAUGGCCGUGGUUUGAAAGGGCAGAAGUAUUAUCCAUGACAUACAAUGAAAAACUGCCAUACAAUAAGUUUCCUAUGCUAACCAAAUGGUGUGAGAACAUGAAGAAACAGGAAUGUGUUUCUAAAGUAUUAAUUGAACCAAUUAGACACCACAAAGCUGCCCAAUUUCAUUUAGGAGCCCCUCCAUUGUAUGAUGAGAUAUAAAAUGUAAUAAAUAAAAAC